Messenger RNA from Penaeus monodon (black tiger shrimp), 2422 nucleotides. It is a transcript of the gene DCP2, whose product is annotated as m7GpppN-mRNA hydrolase-like. Gene Ontology annotation, cellular component: P-body; cytoplasm. Gene Ontology annotation, biological process: nuclear-transcribed mRNA catabolic process, nonsense-mediated decay; deadenylation-dependent decapping of nuclear-transcribed mRNA. The coding region runs from base 269 to 1513 and encodes 414 amino acids. Gene Ontology annotation, molecular function: manganese ion binding; 5'-(N(7)-methylguanosine 5'-triphospho)-[mRNA] hydrolase activity; RNA binding. The record is from RefSeq and is a predicted model, not a curated record. The transcript is spliced from 11 exons. NCBI's taxonomy places the organism in Eukaryota, Metazoa, Arthropoda, Malacostraca, Decapoda, Penaeidae.
CUGAAUCUGAACUUUUCGCUGUGUUUAUCUCUGUCUUGUAUUGGCAACAGAGUCCUUUUGGAAAGUUGAAUGUCGGAGUGGUUAGAAGACGCGAAGAUAUGUGAAGGAUUCCUCACCAAUAACAAGUAUAUCGGAAUACUUACUUGAUCAGCAAAAUUGUUUGGCCAGUGUCAACGUGGCUGUCCUUACUUAGACCUAAAUUCCCACGUACACACACUGUAUAAACUAUCACAAAGAUCAUCACUCUGGUCACACCUUCCACCUUGCCAUGAACAGGAGUGUGAUGGCUCCACCAGCAGGUGGUAAACAUUUUGUCAUUCCAACUUCCCUGUUGGAUGAUAUUAUAAGCCGGUUUAUAUACGAUGCCCCAGAGUCAGAGGUAAAGAAGCCCAUCUCACUGUGCUUUCUGAUGGAAAUGGCUUAUUGGUUUUACCUGGAUGAAUAUGUUGAAGAAGAUGACUCCCUUAACAACAUCAAGUUUGAUCUCUUUGCUCAACAGUUACUCAGUCGUGCUGGGAUCAAACCUGAGUCGGGCAGUGUGGAGGACAUGUUACAGGGCUUCAGAGAUUUCAAACAUCGUGUGCCAACAUACGGUGGCCUUCUUUUAAACCAGGACCUAAGUCAUGUUCUCUUAGUUCAGGGUUUCUGGCAUCGAGUUUCUUGGGGAUUUCCAAAAGGAAAAAUAAAUGUGGAUGAAGAACCACAUUGCUGUGCCAUUAGGGAGGUUCUAGAAGAAACUGGAUAUGACAUAUCACACCUCAUUGACGAAAAUGUCUUCCUGGAGACAUCCAUUGGCGAGCAGUUUGUGAGACUUUACAUCAUCCCAGGUGUACCAAUGGAAACUGAGUUUGUACCACGCACAAAGGGAGAAAUCAAGCAACUGAAAUGGUUCCCAAUUCACCAAUUGCCAGUACACAAAUAUGAUAGAAAUUUUAAUAAACUCAACGGGUCUACCAAUACGUUUUAUAUGGUCAUGCCUUUUGUCAAACCCUUAAGAGAAUGGCUUGCAAAUCGAACUCGAGCAUCCAACGGGAAUGGGAAUGGCCGAGAGGGCCGGCGACGCCACCGCAGCUCAACUACCAGUACCUCUGAUCGCCAGAAUUACAACCAGCUCCACCACAGUCAUUCCCCAGCUGCUACUCAAGAUGCAAUCAGGAAAGCAACACCUGAUACGUCUAAAAAGCAACAAAAUUCCGCAUUUUCCUCCCUGAUACAGGAAGAAAUUGAAGGUUAUGAACGUCUUAAAGCAGACAGUUCACCUCGGAGGAAAGAGAUGGGUGCCAAACCAAAAACAAGGAAAUCUCUGUUUGAUGAAAAUCAGGAGGAAACCCCAAAAUUCACAUUCAGAAGCAGAGGGAAGGGCCGGAACAAAGGUGGUCAAACUGACAGCAUGGGGGGAGAAGCAGUAUCCAAGGGCUUCCGAUCUUAUUCUUGGCAGAUAUUCCAAAUUAACAAGAAGGAGGUCUUUGAAGCAGUGGACAGAGUGUGGGCAGAUGUGAUGUUGUCUUGGUAAUAAAGGGAGAAAAGCAGACCCUUAUUUGCUCAUAAGGUCAGGCACACUUAGAAGCAUUCCCCUCUGGAAAUAACGUGCACAAUUUUUUCCCAACUUUCUUUUUGUGUAUUUCCUUGUAGUGCUUAUUAUCAUUUUUAUUUUAGGAAUUGGUGUUGUUACAUCUUUUCAUAUUAUUUUGUAAUGACAAGUGAUGUCACUUUUUUUUUUCAAAUCACAUAUUAUUUUCUCAUCUCAUCGUUUCACGUUGUCUAUCUAUCACUUAUUUUUUUACACUCCAUUCUGAGGAAUUCCACAGAAGUUUUGAUUUCUUUUGAGGUAUUUUUUCCCUUUAUUUUAUCAAAAUCAAAAUAUUAUACUGUAAUAUUAUUUAGUGUUUUUUGUAAAAAAUGCUCAUGUAGAUACAAAUGUAUUAACAAAGCUUUAAUUAUGACUGGUUUGAGAGGUCCCCUAAAUUAGAGUUUUAAUGGUUAAUUAGCAUGAAUGUUAGGAUCUUCCCAAGUAAUAACAGUGAGUCCAAACUGUCUCAAAAUAUGUUGUUACUAUUUUUAUUUGGAUUUUAGUACAAAUGAUUAAAGGAAGGAUAUAAACAAAGUAGUUGAAGUUGGAGUAAUGAUUGAAUUUCAGCAUCUUUACUAUGUCCUCUUCAUUUCUGUUUCUGUUUUUUCACAAGUAGGUGAUAUUUUAUUCUCAUGAUCAGAAUUUAUGAAUUAAAUUGUGUUUCUUUAUGUGUAUGUAAAGUCAUAGCAGAAGUAAAUGGUUGUAACUUUUUACAUUGCAGUUUAUUUAGGAGUAUUUUAUAUACAAUUCUAUUUCUUCAUGCUCUACAGUAUGAUCUUGUAACUCAACUUUUAAAUCCUUUUUUUCUAAUGGAAACAACCAUUUCUGAUCUCAUUAAAAUUACCUCACCUC